AUGACUUUCGACGAGAAUGGUGGAAAGACGAGAUCCUGCACUUCGGCGUUCACGGCGACAGGAGCGCUGGCGGCGUCAGCGUGCGUCGGCGCCGAGCGGCUGAAGUUGGCUUCCUGCCUGUUGAGAUGCGCCGGGAGGAAGCACUGUGAGCACGAGUUCAUGCUGAUGAAACUGAUCUGCUCAGUGAGCUCAAACCAGAGCCAUGGGGAGUACCCGGACUGCAGGAACGAGCGAGAGUCUGGGGGCGAGGCGUCUCUCCUGGUGUCCCCGCUGGUGGUGGCGGGCAUCGUCAUAGGCCUGGUGCUCUUCCUCUCCUGCGUCACCAUCAUCGUGGGCAGCCUGCGCAAAGACAGCCGGCUGAGGAACCCUCACCUGAGGGCCAGCUACGGUCCAGACGGAUACUCCUUCGGCGGUUCUGUCGGAGAACUGAGGUCCACCUGCUUAGAAGACUUUCCAGCAGCCGGUGUGGACUUGGACUCUCACAGUCUGUCGCAAGUCAACCACCUGUACCCCGACUCUCCGCCACGUUACGACGAAUGCGUCGGCCCGGGUUGCACUCACGUCUACAUACCCGCAGAUGACCCCCCACCGUACUCGCUAUGGGACCCUCGCCGGGACGACUCCGAGGAAGGUCCCAGCUCGGCCGGCGCCGCCUCACGGCCCUCGGAGCGUCGAGGCGUCGCGUCCAUCUCCUUCCCGUUGGAGGCGGCGCCGCCGUACGAGGCGGCGGUGGCCGAGCAGGGGCGGCCCCUCCCCCUCGCACCAUCUGGCCUUUCCAAGCACCAAUCGGAGAGGGACGUCGACGGUAACGGGCGACACUCGGGGAUCGGCCAGAUCGCAUAGGACGACUCUUUUGGACCUUUGACCGGCGCUGUCCUCUGCCAAGACUCGAGUUUAAACACCAAUUGCAGAGGUUUUACAGACUUGCCACAUUUUUAGUGGA
Molecule: messenger RNA, 943 nt
Organism: Syngnathoides biaculeatus (alligator pipefish)
Lineage: Eukaryota; Metazoa; Chordata; Actinopteri; Syngnathiformes; Syngnathidae
Gene: bean1
Product: brain expressed, associated with NEDD4, 1
Exons: 5
Coding region: 1-843 (280 amino acids)
Source: RefSeq, a predicted model, not a curated record